CAAUAACAUAUUUAGUGCCACGUAAAUGAACUACAACAGCAACAAUAUCCUAACGUAAUUAAUAAGAGUGUAAAGAAAAUACAGAGCUAUAAGCUUAUGCGCACAACUUGUCGCACUUUUCUGCAAUCAAAUGUAAUUGAUAAGCGAGCUAUAAGCGCAAAUCAGAAAAGAGCUGAUAAAUGCUCGUUUGUCAACAUUCUUCAAGAAAAGAAGUAGAAACUUCUAUUUAAUGAAUAUUUUUAAAAAAUUCAUUACUUUUCAUUCAUUAAUUAAUUAUUUUUCGACUUUCAAGGCUGAAAGAAACAUACCCUAUUUAUGUUAAGCUUUGAAAAAUUUCUAGUAUUAAUGCUGAAAAAUAAUAUUUUAUGGUGUACACUGGAAAUAGGUGUUAUUCUUGGUCUUAAUGGGAAACGUGUUCAUACUGUAAAAAACAAUAGAAGGAGAGGCUGAGUAUAUGAUGCAGUAAAACUUGCUCAAAAAGAGAUAAUAAUAUGACUUUUAUACUACAGAAAAUUUGUGAAGAAUAAUACUUCUUAGAGAUAUGAUUUAAAUAAACAAAUAUAUUCGUGUCGUAAGCAGAAAAGCUGUUCAUAAAACCGUCUACAGAUGGAGUAGGACCCUGCAAUCAAAUAAUUUUGCAGCAGAAGGUCACUUAUCAUUAACAUUCUAUUUCAUAUUGAAUGAAGUCUUAUUAAUGCAGUUGUAAAACAUUCACGUAACUAGCUCAUUCAAUUCCUCUUGCUCAUAAAAAUAAAGAACUUAUUCGUGCAGAAUGAGUAAAAACUCUAAUACAACUCAGAGCAAAUUAAAUAAAAACUAUUUUGCUCAUAAUGGAGAGAAACCUUAUUCAUGCAAUGUGUGUGAUAAAUGUUUCACACAUAAAAGAUAUUUAAAUUCUCAUUUUGUUGUUCAUACUGGAGCAAAACCAUAUUCAUGCAGAGUAUGUGAUAAAUCUUUCACACAGAAGUCUGGUUUAAAUAAACACAAUAUUCUUCAUACUGGAGCGAAGCCUUAUUCAUGCAAUGUGUGUGAUAAAUCUUUCACUUAUAAAUCUAAUUUACACCAACACUAUCUUGUUCAUAGUGGAGAAAAACCGUAUUCAUGCAGUGUGUGUGAUAAAUGUUUCACACAUAAACGAAGUUUAAAUGAUCAUUCUGUUAUUCAUACUGGGGAGAAACCUUAUUCAUGCAAUGUGUGUAGCAAAUCUUUCACCCAGAAGUCUGGUUUAAAUAAACACCUUCUUCUUCAUUCAGGAGAAAAGCCUCAUUCAUGCAAUGUGUGUGAUAAAUCUUUCACCCAUAAAUCUACUUUAUGUCAACAUUCUCUUACUCACAGUGGAGAGAAAUCUUAUUCAUGCUGUGUGUGUGAUAAAUCUUUCACACAUAAAAGGUGUUUAAAAAGACAUUACAUUCUUCAUACUGGAGAAAAGCCUUAUUCAUGUAGUGUGUGUAAUAAAUGUUUCACUCAUAAAAAAGGCUUGAAAGAACAUUCUGUUGUUCAUACUGGAGAGAAGCCAUAUUCCUGUAGUGUGUGUGAUAAAUCCUUUACAUUGAAAUCUAGUUUAAAUAAACACAUUCUUCUUCAUUCCGGAGUGAAGCCAUAUUCAUGCAGUGUGUGUAAUAAAUCUUUUGCACAGAAAAACAAUUUAAAUGAGCAUUAUGAUAUUCAUACUGGAAAGAAGCCUUACUCUUGUAGUGUUUGUGAUAAAUCUUUCACUUCAAAGCCUAAUUUAACUAGACACCUUCUUAUUCAUCGUGGAACUCAUGCAGUGUGUGUGACAAAAUAUUCUCUAGAUGAAGAAAUUUAAUUAAUAAUUUUUUUAUUUCUACUUAAGAUAAACUUUUUUUUUCCAUGCAGUGUAUGUGAGAGAUCUUUCAAACGUAAAUAAUUCUGAUUAGUAAUCUUUGAUUUAAAUUAGGACUAUCUUUCUCACCUGGACAUGCAUAGUAUCUCAUCUUUCUGAUACUUGAGUUAAACCUUAAUCUUACAAUCUGCAAUAAAUUUUGAACACUUUCUAUAAUGUUAGUUUAUGUAAAAGAAAUUGAAAUAUUCAAUAUGUUAUUCAUACAAGAGUGGAACCUUAAUCAAGCAGUGUGUGUGUGAUAAAACUUUCUCACAGAAAAUUCUUUUAAAUUUACUUUUUGUCUUCAUACUGGAUAUAAAUUUUAUGUAUGUGAUAAAUAAUUUUUACAGAAAAUAGAUUUAAGAGCUUAAUUCAUAGUGUAAGUAGUACCUUACUCAUAAAAUGUGGAAAUUUUUUUAAAAUAAAAACUCUGUAUGAUAAUAUAUUAUCAUAUCAAUCUUAUUUAUCGACACUAUUUUCAUCCUUCCGGCAUGAAGCCUCAUGUGUGAGACAUCGUUCAUUGAUUAACACUAGAAAGAUUAAAAAUUGCUGUGACCUGGAAAUUCUGAGGGGGCGAGUGUGGCCCUUUUUAGAUUAUUUAAAUAUAGAACUAAAAUAUGUGUCUAAAAAUAUUAUAAAAAAUAAUUUGUUUAAGA
Molecule: messenger RNA, 2499 nt
Organism: Parasteatoda tepidariorum (common house spider)
Lineage: Eukaryota; Metazoa; Arthropoda; Arachnida; Araneae; Theridiidae
Biological process (GO): regulation of transcription by RNA polymerase II
Cellular component (GO): nucleus
Molecular function (GO): RNA polymerase II cis-regulatory region sequence-specific DNA binding; DNA-binding transcription factor activity, RNA polymerase II-specific
Source: RefSeq, a predicted model, not a curated record